Molecule: messenger RNA, 618 nt
Organism: Schistocerca nitens (vagrant locust)
Lineage: Eukaryota; Metazoa; Arthropoda; Insecta; Orthoptera; Acrididae
Product: ring-infected erythrocyte surface antigen-like
Exons: 2
Coding region: 1-618 (205 amino acids)
Source: RefSeq, a predicted model, not a curated record
AUGUUGAUAGACUUAAUAAAAGAAGAGUACCAAAAAACUGGAGAAUUAAUAAAGAAAUAUUUUCAAGAAGAAAGGGAAAGGAAAGAAAAAUUAUAUAAAUCAUUGGAAAAGGGUUUACAAGAAUUUAGAGAAAGCUUGGAGUCGGGUAAGAAAACUAUAGUACAAGAAAUCAGAACCUCGUACACAAGGACGGAAUGUAAUCUGAGGAAGGAAAUACAGGAGUUACCAAAACGACUGAAGAUGAACGUCGACGAGAGAGAAAAUAAACUACAGAUAAAUAUAGACCAGGUCCAGGGAGACGUGGAAAAGACGGAAGGAAAGUUAACAGAGAAGAUAGAAGAAGAUGUGGAAGAAAAUGGAACCGAAUUGGGAGAAAAGAACAUUGAAGUGACGCAAAUGCAGAAACAAUGCAACGACGUGGUUGAGAAGAUAGAAGAAGAUGUUGAAGAAACUAGAAUCGAGAUGGGAGAAAAGAUCACCGAAGUGACGCAGAUGCAGAAACAAUUGGCAGUAAAUCUGAGAAAUGCUGUAGCCGUGCAGCGAGAAGAUGACCAGAGGGAUGCAAUCGAAGAAAUUGUUGUGGAGGCAGCCCACUACCGGAGUCCAGGAUUAUUUUGA